Sorghum bicolor (sorghum) is the source of this 3108-nucleotide messenger RNA. Its product is annotated as probable galacturonosyltransferase 7. The record is from RefSeq and is a predicted model, not a curated record. NCBI's taxonomy places the organism in Eukaryota, Viridiplantae, Streptophyta, Magnoliopsida, Poales, Poaceae. The transcript has 9 exons. The coding region runs from base 341 to 2305 and encodes 654 amino acids. Gene Ontology annotation, molecular function: polygalacturonate 4-alpha-galacturonosyltransferase activity.
GGGCCCUGGACGGUCGGCCGGCGGGCUCCACUCCGGCCGCUCCUCUCCCUCUCCCUCUCCCUCUCCACGGCAGUCUCCCCCCCACCAGUCCUCCAGUCUCCACUCCACUGAUGCGGCGCGGCUGGCUGGUUGGUUGCAGACAACGCCGCUGGGCUUAAACGCGCGACGCCCGAGGACGCUUAGCUUGUUUCUUGCAGCUUAAUGCGGGAAGCAACUACAUUACUACCUCACCACCAGACCCACCACCACCACCACUGACCGGCUGGCGGCAGCGCUCCGGUGAGGAGCAGUGGAGGAGAGCAGAGCAGGUGGCACACACUAGCACCGCGACGGCGACGGCAUGAAGGGGCACCAGCAUUCGUCCUCUCCGCUGCUGCCGACGCCGCCGCCGAGCAAGCGCCGCUGCAGCGGGCUGGCGGCGGCCGUGCCGGCGCUCGUCGUCUGCUCCACGCUGCUCCCGCUCGUCUACCUCCUCGUCCUCCACCGCCCCGCCGCAGGGUAUGGAUCGGACGACCGCGCCGCCGUGGUCAUCAGCACCGAGCUGGCCGGCGUUGGGGCGCGUGGCAAGCGGCAUCUGGAGAAUGGGGGCGCCAUGAAGCACAAGCUGCUCAAGGAUGUUUCCAAAAAGGUGUCUGGAUCUAAUGGGAUUCCGGCUGAGAGAUCUACUAGAUCAAAGUCUAACAAGGAUCAUGCUAUCAAAUCAAAAGCAAAGCUCAAGGGUGCUUUCUCUUUAAUUGGACUAAAUAAUGACACCUUCAAAAGUAAAGGACCUCGUACCCCCAAAAGGUAUCAAUUGAAGGACUUGUCCUGGAGAUCAAAGGAUACAACUGUUAAUGGGAAAGAGAACUAUGGUCAAGAGGCAGUGCAUGAGGAGUAUACCAAGUCCUGUGAACAUGAAUAUGGGAGUUACUGCCUCUGGUCUACUGAACAUAGGGAAGUAAUGAAGGAUGCCAUUGUCAAGAGGCUUAAAGAUCAACUUUUUUUGGCGAGAGCUCAUUAUCCUAGCAUUGCAAAAUUGAAGCAACAGGAAAGAUUUACACGUGAACUGAAGCAAAACAUCCAAGAGCAUGAACGCAUGCUGAGUGACACCAUCACAGAUGCUGAUCUUCCACCAUUUUUUGCAAAGAAGCUGGAGAAGAUGGAGCAUACAAUUGAGAGAGCCAAGUCUUGUGAAGUAGGAUGCUCGAAUGUUGAGCGAAAACUUAGGCAGCUACUUGAUAUAACUGAAGAUGAAGCUUAUUUCCAUACAAGGCAGAGUGCAUUUCUAUAUCAUCUUGGGGUCCAGACUACGCCGAAAACUCACCAUUGCUUGAACAUGAGAUUGACAGUAGAAUAUUUCAAAUCCAGAUCAAGUCAUAUGGAUCAGUUAAAUGAGCAGGAGCUUGAAAGUCCUACCUUCCAUCACUAUGUAAUAUUUUCCAAGAAUGUACUUGCAGCUUCCACCACUAUCAAUUCAGCAGUUAUGAACUCCCAGAACUCGGACCACAUUGUUUUCCAUUUGUUCACUGAUGCACAAAACUUUUAUGCGAUGAAGCAUUGGUUUGAUAGAAAUUCAUACUUGGAGGCAACUGUUCAUGUAACUAACAUUGAGGACAACCAGAACCUCUCUAAGGAUAUGCAUUCCCUUGAGAUGCAACAGUUAUGGCCCGCAGAGGAAUUUCGUGUCACAAUUCGUAAUCAUUCUGAACCUUCCCAGAGGCAGAUGAAAACUGAGUACAUAUCUAUUUUCGGCCAUUCACAUUUCCUCUUGCCUGACCUUCUUCCUAGCUUGAAUAGAGUAGUUGUUCUGGAUGAUGAUUUGAUUGUCCAGAAAGACUUGUCAUCUCUGUGGAACCUCGAUAUGGGUGGUAAAGUGAUUGGUGCUGUCCAGUUCUGUGAAGUGAGAUUAGGCCAGUUGAAACCUUAUAUGGCAGACCAUAAUGUCAAUGCUAAUUCAUGUGUGUGGUUAUCUGGCUUGAAUGUCGUUGAAUUGGAUAAAUGGAGGGACAUGGGCAUUACAAGUUUGUAUGAUCAAUCGUUCCAAAAGUUGCGAAAGGACCGCCUGAAAUCACAGCGAUUUCAGGCACUCCCUGCAAGUUUACUUGCCUUUCAAGAUCUGGUAUAUCCUUUGGAAGAUUCAUGGGUUCAAUCAGGCCUUGGACAUGAUUAUGGAAUUAGUCACGUCGAUAUAGAAAAGGCUGCUACUCUGCACUAUAAUGGUGUGAUGAAACCUUGGCUUGACUUGGGGAUACAUGAUUAUAAGAGCUACUGGAGGGAGUACAUGACUAAUGGAGAGAAGUUCAUGACGGAAUGCAAUAUUCACUGAUUAAUAUUGGACAUGAAAUGCACCAACACUCAUUUUUGAUCAUUUGAACCACAGACUUCAAGGGCUUUGUUUAAAUGAUGAGGUUAUCAUGAAAAUAAACAGAAUCGCUCCUGGCCUGCAGUAUCUAUGAUGACUCAAAUCCACCCCUGACGAGGCGGUUCUCAAUCAAAUACCAAAAGGAGAAUAGGAUGAAAAGCUUUCUGCAUAAAACUGCCAAUGUUGCCAUAACAGCAUCUACGAUGUCUGAAGGACUCCAGCAUGAAGCCUGAGUUAUAUUGCAGAAUACCAAGAUAUAAUGUAGAUUAUUUCACACUGUUUGUUAUGAUUUGAUGAGUUUUUUCUUUUUUCAUAUGCAGCUGGACAUUGCAAAAGUGCAGUUCCUUGCUGCUCAUUUUUAGUGUAAAAUCUUUGGUGCUAUUCUUUUUGCUCAUUAAGUCAUUAUGUAAGAGCAAUACUACUGAGGGAGUCCAAUGUUAACUGCAGCACAGCAUGUACAGGGAACAACAAAUGAUGCCUGAAUUAGCAAGUAUUUUUCUUGUGAUUCUUUGCAGCAAGGCUUGCAUUUGUUAUUGUUAGAUGUUGAUAUCCCGUUGACGACAUAACAAAUGGUUAUUUGUUCUGCUCAAUGUCAUUCUUUGGCUUUAUAGGAUCUUUUUGUUUCUUUUUAGGAAAAGUAUAGGAUGUUUUUGUAGUGCAAAUCCCAGAAGGAAUGGGAAUUCAGAUAGGUUUCUAGCAUAAUUUGGAUGUCGGUCCUGCGACCAAGCACAGCAAAUGAAAAAAAGAAGGAACUGUGUUCUUUGAUA